Molecule: messenger RNA, 621 nt
Organism: Hyphopichia burtonii NRRL Y-1933
Lineage: Eukaryota; Fungi; Ascomycota; Pichiomycetes; Serinales; Debaryomycetaceae
Gene: RDI1
Product: Rdi1p
Exons: 1
Coding region: 1-621 (206 amino acids)
Biological process (GO): Rho protein signal transduction
Cellular component (GO): cytosol; cytoplasm; membrane
Molecular function (GO): protein binding; Rho GDP-dissociation inhibitor activity
Source: RefSeq, a predicted model, not a curated record
AUGUCUUCUAAUAAUCCAACCGCUCACCAUGAUGAUGAUUUGGUUCCUGAAGCCGUUGAAGGGUAUACCGUUGGUGAAAAGAAAACUAUUGCCGAAUAUACCAAAUUAGAUGCUGAAGAUGAAAGUUUGGCUAAAUGGAAAGCUUCACUUGGGUUAAGUGACGACGCUAAUGCUUAUCCAGUGAAAGCUGGUGAUUCACGUAAGGUUGUUAUUGUGGAGAUGGCUUUACAUUUCCCAGAUCAAAACUUGGAUCCAGUUGUUAUUAAUUUGGAAGAUGCUAAUGGUAAUACAAUUGCCGGUAAAGAAAUUAAAUUUGAUAUUAAAGAAAAAUCUAUUUAUCAAUUAUCAGUUAAGUUUAGAGUUCAACACGAAAUCAUAACUGGUUUGAAAUAUUUGCAUUCAGUUAAGAAAUCUGGUAUUAGAGUUGAAAAAUUAGAAGAACCUCUUGGAUCUUAUGCUCCAAAUACUAAGGAUAAACCUUACUAUGAAAGAACUUUCACUGAAGUUGAAGCUCCUUCUGGUCUUUUAGCUAGAGGUAACUUUAGUGCAGUCACUAAAUUCGUCGAUGAUGAUAAAAACGUUCAUUUAUCGUUCCCAUGGAGUUUCAACAUUACUAAAUAA